Molecule: messenger RNA, 1176 nt
Organism: Aureobasidium namibiae CBS 147.97
Lineage: Eukaryota; Fungi; Ascomycota; Dothideomycetes; Dothideales; Saccotheciaceae
Product: FMN-dependent alpha-hydroxy acid dehydrogenase
Exons: 2
Coding region: 1-1176 (391 amino acids)
Molecular function (GO): oxidoreductase activity
Source: RefSeq, a predicted model, not a curated record
AUGAUGCGUUCAAUCGCUAUCUCGUUAGCACUCUGUGCGGCCUCCACUUUAGCUGUCACAAUCGAUACAGAAGGUCUUCCCGACACUGGACUUGACACUUCAGCAUGGACAGCUGGAACCCUCCCGCCAAUCGAAGACCUCGUUGAUGCAAACGACUUCCAAAUCGCCGCCAAAAAUGUACUGUCCACCAAGAACUAUGCUUACUAUCGCACCGCCGCUCUGGACGAAGUCACAUACAACGCCAACAUGUUUGACUGGGAGAAGAUCCGACUGAAUGGUUUCAGCUUCACCGAUGUGUCCAACAUCAACACAAAGACAAGCAUCCUGGGACAUCAAUUUGACGCACCAUUCUUCAUUGCUCCUGCGGCAAAGGCCGGCUUUGCGAGUAAUGGCGCUGAGACCAAUCUUGCGAAAGCGGCCGGUGCUGCGAAUUUGCUAUACGUGCCUUCAAUCUCUUCAUCGCAAUCGAUUGAGGAGAUUGGCAAGGCAGGUGUCAGUGGCCAAGUCAUGUUCCAUCAGGAAUACAUCUGGUCAGACACAGCGAAACUCCAAGACGAGUUGACACGCAUGGAGAAGGCAGGCUUCAAGGCCAUCUUCUUAACGGUAGACAACACAGGAGUCAACGGUAUCAGAGACCGCUACCUUCGCUUCUCCGCAGGUGGCGAUGCCGGUCACAGUUCCUCAUUCACCAUCGAUGCAUUGAACAAGCUCAGAAACAUGACUUCUCUUCCCAUUGUACCCAAAGGCGUCAAGACCGCCCACGACGUCAAGCUCUGCGCUGAUCUAGGCUUCCCUGCCGUCUACAUCUCGAACCACGGUGGUCGUGUCGUUGACUUGGCACCCACGGCCGUCGAAGUGCUGCUUGACGUGCACCGCCUAUAUCCCGAAGUUUUCGACAAGAUCGAAAUUUACGCUGAUGGAGGUGUACGUCGCGCAAGUCACAUCAUCACUUUAUUGGCUCUGGGUGCUCGAGCAGUGGGCUUGGGUCGUGCACCCAUGUAUGCCAAUGUGUAUGGUCAACAGGGUGUCUCGAAGCUUUUGGACAUCAUCAAGAAGGAGUUGACUACAGAGUUGGCAUUGAUUGGCGAAGCCGACUCGAACAAUGUUCGGGGAAACCGGACUUUUGUCAACACUCGACGAGUUGAGCUGGACUUCUUCGGUGCCCCUUUACCUUGA